AUGGAAGUUAGCUCUUCAAACGAAGAAGUGGAUCGGCAAAGUGUCGACAACGGAGCUCUUGAGCAACUUCAAACUGCAUCACAUCAAUUCUCGUCAGCUGCGGAGAGGAGACUCGUGCGGAAAAUUGACUUCACCAUACUUCCCAUCAUGCUCGUGGCUUAUAUGAUGGCUUUCUUGGACAAACAGACGCUAGGCUACGCUGCGCUCAUGGGUAUUCGAGAGAACCUUCACUUGGUCGGAUCUCAGUACAGCUGGACUUCAGGAAUCUUCUAUUUUGGAUAUUUGUUCUUCUCAUAUCCAGCCUCGUUGCUCAUGGUCAAGUACCCUCUUGGGAAAUAUUUAGCGAUUAACUUUAUUCUGUGGGCUAUUGUUCUUGCCUGUCAUGCAGCAACAAAGAACUUUGCCACUCUGAUGGUCACUCGGUUCCUGCUAGGAUGCACCGAGGCAAGCCUAUCUCCAGGGUUCACUCUCAUCACUUCUCUCUGGUAUCGCACCUCUGAGCAGCCCCUGCGUGCUGGAAUAUGGUUUUGCGGAAAUUCCCUUUCGCUUAUCUUCGGUAACCUCAUUGCAGUGGGAAUUCUCCAGAUCAAGCAUAGCCUCAAGGCGUGGCAGUGGCUAUUCAUAAUUUUCGGGCUCGCCACCUUUGCGUGGGGCACACUCAUGCUUUUUCGACUUCCCGAUUCCCCUACUGAUGCUAAGUUCCUCACUGAAGAAGAGAGGUUGAUUGCGAUAGAGCGAAUGCGGGCAAAUCAAACCGGAUUCAAGAAUACAGAAAUCGAUCGCAAUCAGGUUGUGGAAGCUUUUGCAGACAUCAAGACUUGGCUACUUGCAGCCUUGAUUCUUGCUUGCAAUAUUCCCAACGGUGGCUUCACAACUUUCAAUGGAUUGGUCCUGCAAGGGUUUGGUUUCGACACGUUCCAUACACUAUUACUUGGACUUCCUGGCGGUUUUAUUGUCUUUAUUUUCGUGCUGGCUGGGGGCAUUGUUUCCUCGAAAGUUCCCAAUAGUCGAUGCCUAGUCAUGGUUGGUAUGAUCAUGAUAAGUAUCAUGGGAAGCGCCUUGGUCUACGCUGGAACUUCUAUCGCGACACGCUACGCCGGUCUACUUCUCAUGGGUAUUUACUCUGCUAGCAUGCCGGUGUCGAUGGCAAUGAUCAGUUCCAACGUGGGUGGCUUUACGAAAAAAACAACCGUCAGCGCCAUUUAUUUCAUCAUGUAUUGUACCGGAAAUAUCAUUGGACCACAGCUGUUUUUCACACGCGAAGCGCCCAAGUAUCAGAGUGGUUUCCUCGCCAUAAUUAUCUGUCUCGUGAUUUGCGUUAUCCUUGGGCUUGCCUUGUUCUUCUAUCUGCGAUGGGAGAAUUCUCGGCGUGACAAGAUGACACUGACUGCUGAGUCUGCCGAACACCAGGAAAAGAAUGGUGCAUUGGCUCAGAUGGAACUGAUCGACACAACUGACUUGAAGAAUAUGCGAUUCCGGUAUGUAUAUUAA
This is a messenger RNA of Penicillium brasilianum, 1491 nucleotides long. The record is from the annotation of a GenBank genome assembly. Lineage: Eukaryota; Fungi; Ascomycota; Eurotiomycetes; Eurotiales; Aspergillaceae.